AACACGUUUGUUUAACUGAUUUCUACAAACUUAUACGACGAAAACAAUUUCUAUUAGAAAUGGAAGAAGGGGAAUCCGAGCCAGUGCUUUCCAGAAAAGAGAUCCGUAAGCAGAAGCUAAUGGAAUAUCUGGCAGCAAAAGGAAAGCUGAAGCUACCUGAUGCAAGGUCAAACCUAAGUGGGAACUCUGUGAGUAAGAAGCCUGUGACAUCUACACAAAAGGUUGUUGCAGGAAAAGAAAACAAAGCUCCAGUUGACGGAUUCAAGCGUAAUAUCUCAAGAGAUCAAAGCGUGACAGCUCAGGCCAGUCGAGGCCCUGAAAAGAAAGCAUUUGGUGUCAGUGACAAAGGAAAUGUAAACGGCAAUAUACUGACGGCACAGCAGAACAACAGUCGUCCAGCACAGCCAAAACCUAAUCGAAACCCUUCGCUCACCAGAACAUACAAUGUUGUGUCCUUCAAACCUCACCUGAAUGGAGCCGGCCAUGUCAACAAGCAGGCAAAUGCAGGAAUUCAAACUUCAGGCAAAGCCCCUUUAAACACAGCCCAUACAGUCAGAGUCAAAUCAAAAAGCAAAUUCAGCUUUGGCCCAAGUUCUGCCGUAUCAGGUCCAACGAUGACGGUCAGUACCAGGAUUAGUCUUGGCCCCCUUGUCAAAACAAAAACAGGACUUACUCCUGCAGUGAUCCAGUCAAGAGCCACAAAGCCAAACCUAACACAUACCUCUGUCACUGCAGCUAGUACAACUACCACAAAUCAAAUUGCUAAGAAGGUGCAAUCCAGCAGCAAGUCAACAACGUCUGUUUCGCAGAGGUUUGCUGCAAAUAUUUCUUCAACUAUGGGAGCUAAGAAUAAAGUUCAGGGUCAAAACAAACUUAACUCUAAACCUGUUCUGGGCAGUCAUUCUCAGCCAUCUAAAAGUCAGUUAUCAAGUGGACUGAAAUCAACAUACACAUCUCUCAAGUGCACGGUUGCGUCUUUUAAGCCAGAGGGAAGAGUAGCAGCAAAAAAAUCAACUGGUCAGCCUGCAAACAAGUCCACAAAGCCAAGAACUGAACCUAAAGGGGAGAAGAGCCAGCCAUGCAAAGCUGCCUUCCAAACAUUCUCAAGGCCGGCUAACAGAUGCAACUCUCGACCUGUCGGUGAGACUGCUGUGACUGAUACGGGAAGGAAAACCAAGAUAACUAAAGAGACAGCUGGCAAGACAGAAAAUCGUGCUUCAAAUGCUCCUCCGCUCAAAUCUGGUGUAAAAAGUAGAGUCGCUCCACUGAUUUCACAGACAGUCCCGCCACCUUCCAGGACCGUCCGUCUCACAGGCCAAGCCACAAACACGAAGACCCCAAAAGUCCAGAGUAAGGUCAUUCCUCAGACUGAGGGAAAGAAACUGACUGCUGCCCAGGUGGAAAGAAUGAAAAGACUGCAGGAAUGGCGGGAGUCCAAAGGCAUUACCUACAAACGUCCUCCAAUGCAAGUCAAACCUCAGGUCAGGCGCACGGUCUCAGUGCCUCAGCCUUUCUGGGCCUCCAUGACGGAAGAAGAUGAGGCCUACUCCCUCAUCUGUGCUGUAGAUAGAUCCCUGGCUGACUGCCUCAAGUUACUCAGAGAGGGUUGCCGAGACCAGGUGAAGGAGGUUCUCUCCCGCCUGCCUGCCGUUUCCCAGAAAUUUGCGAAAUACUGGAUCUGUCAAGUCCGCCUCAUGGAGCAAGAAGGAAACUUCGAUGUCCUACCCAUGUUCGAAGAGGCUGUUCGUAUUGUGUUGGAGCCAGUGGAUGAGCUGCGGAUCGUGGUAUUUGACAUUCUGAAGAAAAAGGACGAGAUCCAAGCUAAAGAACAGGACAAAAAGGUCGAACAUAUUCCAACACCUGAAAACACUCCAGACUGUGGCAGCAAUCCAUUGAUGACCCCCAAACCUGUCAGAGCGCUCAUUUAUGGGGAGAGAGGAGACUCGUCUGUGGUCAAGUACAAGAUCACAGCAACCCCUGGUGGCCCUCCAAGUCAACGGAGAGAGUCAGUAAAGGUCAACGGCCAGGAGGUUCGCUUCUUCACCCCGGUUAGGCGGUCAGUGCGAAUCGAGAGAGCCUCGCUCCGAUACCCCUCUCCCCUUCAGGACCACGACCUGUGCGUGAACUCGUACAAUGACGUGCUCUGUGAGGAUGAGAAAGAAAGAAGCGAAGAGCAAACGGAUUGGGAACCCAGCCCGUCUGAAAGUAGUGCACCAGUGUAUGUUUACAGAGAAAACGAGGCGCUCAAAGACAAAGUGGUUGUCCAGCUAGUCUGUGACGACGAUGAUUAGCUUCACUGGUUUAUCAAUAUUACACCAUUUGUUACUUUUAACGUGGAAGGGAGGGUGAAAAAACCAUUAGUCUGCAUGCUUCGAUGCUUUCACCCUUCUGUGAUUUGAGAAUAUGAGUUUCCUUGUAAAUAUAUUGGCUGAUAUUUUGGGGAGAUUGUUGUUUUUUUCAUAAUUUGGUGUUUGACACUUCUUUAUGGAAAACCUGUUGUGUUUAUUUGGCUGCUCUGCACACUGUUUAUUCACAUACACGCCCUCCUGUUCAUAUACGCAACACACUUCUCACUACCUAAGUACACAUUCUCUUGAUGCCGUUUCUUUUCAGUUAUGACCUCCUGUUGUCGCUCGUUCCUUUUAGUUACGCCUGUGACUCAAUGACAUGACACAUUUGAGCUUUUCUAAACAGUCUGUUUUCCUUUUUUUCCUUUUUGGAUAUUUUUAAUAUUUCAAGUAUUUGAUAUACUCCC
Messenger RNA from Pelmatolapia mariae (spotted tilapia), 2755 nucleotides. It is a transcript of the gene ckap2l, whose product is annotated as cytoskeleton associated protein 2-like. Bases 60 to 2291 code for a protein of 743 amino acids. The record is from RefSeq and is a predicted model, not a curated record. Gene Ontology annotation, cellular component: centrosome; cytosol; mitotic spindle. NCBI's taxonomy places the organism in Eukaryota, Metazoa, Chordata, Actinopteri, Cichliformes, Cichlidae. The transcript has 9 exons.